Molecule: messenger RNA, 4638 nt
Organism: Necator americanus (New World hookworm)
Lineage: Eukaryota; Metazoa; Nematoda; Chromadorea; Rhabditida; Ancylostomatidae
Exons: 37
Coding region: 1-4638 (1545 amino acids)
Biological process (GO): protein polyubiquitination; DNA damage response
Cellular component (GO): nucleus
Molecular function (GO): ATP binding; ubiquitin protein ligase activity; ATP-dependent chromatin remodeler activity
Source: RefSeq, a predicted model, not a curated record
AUGCCUAUACGACGUCGAUGCGUGGAAGAGGAUGAUUCCGUUUAUCUCUCCCUGUAUCAGUGUAAACGGACGACCCCGGAACUGUUUCUUACGAUGGCUUCUAUCGUUCAAAUGGGUUCUCGACUAAUCGCAGGUGAGGACGGGGCGGAAAGGGAGGGACAAACGAAAUCACCGCCUUCCCCACAAUCUACGACUCCGUGUAGGCAUUGCCCACCUGGAACCAGUACCACCCCAGAUUCGUGGGAUGAUGCCUUUAUUCUGAUGUUAUCGCCGGACGCGAAUGCAGCAUCUUCGCUGAGGAAUUGGUGGCGCAUGGACGACAGCGCCGAACUUGACGAGGCUGUUUCUAGCAAGACAGAGCCUGAUGUUGACGAUGUUGAACAAAAGCGCAUUUCCUUAGCCCGAUCACGUCACCUGGUCCUGCAUUGUCGUUGUAACGACAACCUGCCGAAACAGCUACUCCACUUAGGCUUCAUCAACUUAGGAAAGUGCUCAGAGGAGAUGGAAGAUUUUGUGAUCGGAGAUGAUGACCUAAUAUACAUUGAAACUCCUCUUCUCGAGGAUAAUUUAAUUUGGACAUAUAAACGGGAGCUGGUGAACGGUCGACAAAAGCGAGGGUAUCGAAGUCGUGUGUGUCAGAAAAUAAAGUCGUUCAUGAAGAUUAAACCAUCAGUCUCUGGGGAAACGCUUUUGCAGUACCCAGCAGAUGCUUUUUCAUCAUGUGGUUUCGAGAUGCGAUGGUCCAGAGAAGAUGAUGAGCUGCUUCUGCAUGUAUAUUUAAAAAAUGCAGUUGUGGGCGAAGUGAAUAUCGUACAUAGGGCUGCUGAUAUAAGAAAAUUGGUCCGAGCCGGUUAUAAUCGCUGUGCCAACACCGUUCUUGGCUUAUUGUAUCCACAAUUUGCUGAGAUGCUUAGAAAUCUGUCGGAUAUGUGGGUGGGACAGCCUUUUAAUGAAGGCCGUGAAAAUUUCGACGCAUUUUUUAAAACAAUCCGUGAAGGGCGCGAGAAUCUUGCCUGUUGUCAGCUAAAUCUUGAUGGCCUUAGCACAACACUUCUUCCUUUCCAAAGAGAUGCAGUUAAUUUUAUGGUAGACAGAGAGAAUUUCGGUACAGUUAACCACUACGAACUGUUGAGAUCUAUUAACUUGCCUGUACAUAACGAUAUUCAGUAUUUUCCUUGCUUAGGUAUUUUUGCACCGCAUAAUGUUGGGGCAUUCACGUCCAUAAACGAAGUCAAAGGUGGAAUACUUGCUGACGAAAUGGGGUUGGGAAAGACUGUUGAAUUGAUAGCUUUGAUUCUCACAAAUACUCUUGAUGCACAAAAAGUGGUCCCAGAUACUAAAGAAAGGGAAAAAUCAACAAGCUUAGCUGUUUUUGAAAGCAAUUUUGACAAGGGCGUGGCUGAUACUGUAGAAUUUCUGACAUCCUCUAUUGUUGCUAUGACUGACACUGAAUAUCUGGCGCCUCCAAAGAAACGAUUCCGAAACACGUCUUCUUACAACAUAAAGAGAAAUACGAGUGUUCAGUGCAGCAUCUGCAGUGUCCGCUGCUGCAUGAGUGAGAUGCAUUGGUCGCGAGAGUAUGAGAGUAGAGGACAAAUGUUCGUAUGCCCUCAAUGUAUUGAGGAUACCAGCCUGGAUUUCGAAGUGUCGGCAACUUUAAUUAUUGUUCCUGAAUCUUUGCUGCACCAGUGGUACGAAGAAAUACGUAGACAUUGCAAGAAAGAAGUGAUUAUUGAUAUUUAUUAUGGAGUCGCGGCGGAAGGAUACAAACAUCCAGUUUUCAUGAAUACAUGUAACAUCAUCCUAUGUACAUAUGAAGCCUUACAGAAGGAGAUCUUUUACGUCCCGUUGAAUGUGUCGGCCAAGGAUCUGCGAAAACGUUCCCAUUCAAAUUUCCAGAACUAUCCGAGUCCUCUUCUGGCUGCAAUUUUUUUUCGAAUCUGCUUAGAUGAAUCUCAGUUAGUGGAAAGCAAAGUGAAAGCUGCAUCUAGGAUGUGCUCUUUCCUUAGAGCUCGUUAUCACUGGUGUGUGAGCGGCACCCCGCUGUCAAAAUCUGUCAAUGAUCUGUUUGGAUUAAUAUCUUCCAUUGGAUUAUUUCCAUAUUAUAUUGAUGCAAUCUGGGAGCAUUAUUUUUUUAAUCCGUGGACUGUUGGAAAGAAAACGGCUAUGAUAAAUUUGAUGGUGCAGUUAUUAUGGAGAAAUACUAAGGAAGACGUUGCAGACCAGCUUGAUAAGAUCAUCCGUGAGGACCGGCUCAUCGAAUUAUCAUUUUCACCUAUCGAGGAGCGUCUAUACUCGACGAAAAUCGAAAGAUCUAAGGAAAAAAUGCAAUCAAUGAUUGAUUCUCUGCUUCAAUAUAACAACCCAAACACUCCAUUAAGUUCACUUCCUUCAGCAACCGUUGAUGCCAUUUUUGCAAUCAUCAAUGAUGUUAGGAUUUCAAUAUUAGCAGGAGAAUCGCAUAGACGCAAGAAAUAUUUGAACUGCGUGUCGGAUUUUCGAAUGUUCUCACCGAAAUUGAUUUUCCGUAAGCUGUUUGAAGAUGCACGGACGUCUGUUAUUCAGAGUCACCGUGAGGUUAUCGCGAAUAGAAAUGCGUUGGCUGGAAUUCAUUGGUUGCUUGGAGACGAUCUCGGUACCCUGAAAUGGUACAAGCAGGCUUACAAUGUAAUUGAAGAACAAAAGGAACUGAAUAUUCUUCUUGGAUUUGUUGAAAAUCUCCAAGAGAACCAUUAUGAGGACAACGAAGAAGUAACCGAGAAUCAAAAUUUGGAUAGUGAGGAAUCUGUAUUGAUAAUGGAUGAAGUAAAGCCGUACAAACCUUUAGUAGUUGAUGCCUUGCAAGUAAUACAUAUUACAAGAAAUGUGAAAGAGCUUGCCCGAACACUCGAUGAUGCAAAGAAGUUUAUAGAGAUGAGCAACUUAGUUUUGCUGGAGGAGAAGUACCACAAACACUAUGUCAGACUUGAAUCUGCAGCGGUUGCUAGAGCCAAGAGAAAAUGGUGUGAAUUGGAUCGAAAAUGGAUUGAUAUCGAUUUUGAGUUCGAUGUUGGUAGGAUGUCGUAUGUGCUCAUGUUAGACAGUCUUGAUGGAUCAUACGCAUUUACAGAGUUCGAGGAAACAGUAUCGUUCCUCAGAAAGCCUCAGAGGCCAAAAAAACCGCUUACUUACUAUGAAGUUCUCCAGUCGUAUGAUGAGGAGAUGUUUUUAUUGCGACGGCUGCUCUUAGAUUUCCGUCGAGCGUUGCAGUUAAUGCUGCUGCCAUUUCAGCCAAAGAGCGAAAAAUGCAACGGUGGAGUGAUAGAAGACAUCUUGGUACCACCGCGUUCCGAUCUGGAAGAAUUUACGGAUAUAUUAGCAUGUGACCACAAUACGUGGUUUCCAACGGAAAUAGUCGCCGUACCGGAGCUUCAACCAUUCAUACCACUACCUUCCGUUAGCACAUGUAUGCGAUGUAAGGUGGAAGCGCUUAUGUCACAAAUUUCUGUGCAUUUAAGCAGGAGAGGAAAAGGGUGGCACGAACUCGUACUGGUUCGAAUGUAUAGAUCAUGCCGUGACGAUGUAAUGAAAAACGUGCAUCCAUUCUAUGAAUUGCUCUUGAAAUGGCUCACAUUCAGUGACAAAAUGCUACGCGUUGGAAAAGAAAUGAUGACAUGCGUGCAAGAAUGGGUGAAUCGGGAGAGAGAGAUUGUUAUGGGAACAAUGCGAUUUCAGUUAGGAAUGAAGGCUCCUGUUCCGUAUUUGCCUCGUUCACUUCCUUUUACCGUGGAUACCUUAGAUAUAGCCGUUGCGAUCUAUGAUCGUGCAGAGUCAGUAGCUGUGAAGACCCUUUCGAGUUCGCUGAGCGCCCUUCGUUAUCUCAACACUUUGCAGCGUGAAAAUCAAAGUGAUCCGAACACGGUGCGUGAAUGUCCUUGUUGCUAUACCGAGUUGAAGGAGAUAUGGAUUGUUUUUCCCUGUGCUCAUAUCGUUUGUACUAAUUGUAUGAAGAAGCUAAAAUCGAUGAUGCCAGUACAAGCGAACAAGGUGCGUUGUAUGUCAUGCCGACAAGUGUUUCCGGUAGAUGGCACCAUGUACGUAGUGGACAAAAACGACGAGUUGGUCCCAGGUGUUCGACUAACUGUUAAGUUCGAGCAAAUUAUACGUCAUUUGAAGAAACUAAUAGAGGAGGAUCCUACAAACAAAGUCCUUGUAUUCACGUCGAUCUCAGCAGCGAUUCCGCCAUUCGCUGCUCUUCUGAGGCUCCUGAAACUUCCUUAUGCAGUUCUAGACAAGGGAUCUAAAUCGAAGACUCUUAGCAAGUUCCGUAGCGAUCCGGAACUGAAGAUACUUGUCAUGCCUUUAAGAAUGGGUGCAAAUGGAUUAAAUUUGACACAAGCUAACCAUGUCUUCUUCAUGGAGCCUAUUACUGAAAUAUCUGUGUUUGCACAGGCAGUUGGACGAAUUGAUCGUAUAGGCCAGCGCCGUGCCAUCACUGUACAUAAUUUUAUCGUGAAAGGCUCAAUCGAGGAAGAAAUCUACGAAAUUGUUAACAGAGGCACAGAACAAAGCAAAUGGACCUUGAAUACCCUCCGUCAAGUUUUCGGUAUUGAGCCUCAGACUGUGGUUGAGACGGAUAUUUUCGCAGUGGAGCUUUAA